Molecule: messenger RNA, 9627 nt
Organism: Aedes albopictus (Asian tiger mosquito)
Lineage: Eukaryota; Metazoa; Arthropoda; Insecta; Diptera; Culicidae
Exons: 1
Coding region: 2909-7360 (1483 amino acids)
Biological process (GO): proteolysis; DNA integration
Molecular function (GO): nucleic acid binding; aspartic-type endopeptidase activity
Source: RefSeq, a predicted model, not a curated record
UUCUAUUUCUCAUUUUGGUUGGUGUCAUAACCCAGCUAGGAGAAAACUUGUUCGCCUGUUCACCGUUGAAAACCACCUAUUGCUUGAUAGAAUGAAACAAAAUUUCAUUAAGUCACUUUGCAACUCUGGAAGUGCUAAGUUUGAAAGCAAGCUGUUUCAGUGAGGGCAAAUUGAAAGAAUUCCUCUUUCCUCUUUACUAAAUCAUCUUGCGAGUGCAAGGUUACAACCGAUUACUACUGUGUCUGACAGUAAUAAACGUUGGUAUCUCAUUCUGGUAAUAAAGGUACAAAUUUACAAGCAUCGGAUCCUCCAUAAAUUUUGGAAAGCUUCGUUUCCUCCCAGGAAAUUGUAAGUUGCAAUGUGGCCUACAAUCGAGAACGGCUCAUGAAACCAUGGUUUUAUGGUCGCAGCACACAUUGUUGGUUGUAAUACGUGAAUUUAAAUUAAAAGCCUUCGUUUAAUAUCUUUAAUCCCGCUCAGCUCCACAGGCUCGCCCGUAUCGGAACGCUUAUGCCCAAGGAUGCACACACGUGUGUCUUCUCUGAUUGGUGCUCCAGCUUCAUUCCGUAUUCGGAGAAUGGAAUGCCCAACGUAAUCGCCAGCGCCGUAGUUAUUGCGUGUUUGUAUCCGUUUGACCGGGUCUGUGUACCCAAAAAGGUGUACAUCUACGCUCCAGCUGUGACCACUGCAAAGCAAGACCACGCACGGCUGGAGUAGCCGGAACAGAACCAUGCGCCUAGAAGGCCUACUUGUGUUGGGGACAAUGGUUCAAAAUGCCCUUCUGGUAACGGUUAAAGUUGAUGAAUGUUUUUUUAAGAUUGUUUUAAGAGGAGACAAACCAUCAUCGUUUAGCAAAAACUCAAAAGCAGUUUUCUCGCUGAAAUCUCAACCAAAGUUAAUAAAGAAUUAUCACUGCACUCUGGCCACCAUUUGGAUAACAGUGAAAUAAUUUUCAAUGACGGUUUUGUGACUUAGAGGAAGAAAACUGCUUUUGAAAAAUUGAUGAUUGUUGAUGACUGAAUGAUAGUUAUUUGAGCCUUAAACAGAAAUAGAGGCUAAAAAUGAAAUGGACAACUCAGACACUAUGUUACAGUAGGUACACCAAUAUUGCUCGAAAAUAUCAUGUAGUGCCUUUUUUAUGAAUCAGUAUAUAAAUUUCAAACAAAGCAUUUGAAGCCGACUUCCCCCACAGCUGGCCGAAAGCUUUCUGUGGACGGCAAAUACGUUGAGGGGCAGAAUUAAAGCCAAUGCAGAACGAUACAUAUAUACGAGCGCACUGGGAAAUGAGAUUAGGAUAAACCGCAUCACAAAAUUCGUAGCAGACACAUAAAUGGAGCCAUGGAAAGAAUCGUUGGCUAUUUAUGCCUCCAACCAACAGCGACGACGCGCUAUGGCUGAAGGCAAAUAAGACUACGCAAAACUUUACCACCUGGAGAGAAUGAUCCAGAUUUUGGCCUCACGCGGAAAUAAGCAAGAGCCAGCUUGGAAAUUGUGCUGUAUUCACAGCAACAUCCCCAUGCUGCUUGUUUACAGAUGUACAUACAUACAGCCGCAAGAAUGUGGCCCAAAUGUCGAUAUCUAGCAACAAGCACGAGCAAACAUUCAUAACGGUGCAUAAACGAAAAUUAUCCCUGAGGUGCAAUGAUGCAGUAAAAGCUUUGUCCAAUGGAUAAAGAAAAACUAAAGAUUUAAAAGCUAAUGUAUGACUAUUUCUUUCAAACCUCAUGUGUAUGAUCAAUAAUAUGGAUAAAAGUAGACGUAGGCACCUACUACUGCUCUUCAUUCUCAUUUAAUUCUCGAAGAUAUACGGGUAUUUGUUUAUUAUCGUACAAAUUGGUACGAGGGUUUCAGAAUUAAAUGAAAUUUAUCUCACGGAUGGGGUUCAUUCAUGUAUGAGCAAAAACAAAAUUGAAAAAUCAAGGUCGCCUAAUUUUCCGGAAAACUCCAAUGGAAAAUAAACAUUUUCCACAAACACCACCUACUUAGAAAAUCAUAACUCAAGAACGAAGCAUCGUAAACACAUCUUCUUCUUCUUCUGUAUGGAUCGACGUCCGCAUUGGAAAUUGACCUGCCUCUCUUCAACUUAGUGUUCUCUGCGCAUUUCCACAGUUUUUAAUUGAAGGGCUUUCUUUGUCUGCCAUUGCAUGAAUUUGUACAUUGUGUGGCAAGUACAAUGAUACACUAUACCCAGGAAGUCGAGAAAAUUUUCCCGACCGGAACAGGAAUCGAAUCCGCCGUCUACGAAUUGGCGAUCCACAGCCUUAACCACUAGGCUAACUAAAGACACAUUUUCGCAAAUUUUCUCUGCGAUUGAAAAAAAAAAAUACAAAUGAAAAUUGUUUUCCACAAAAUUUUCCACUAUUAAGGAAAAUCGGUUGGAAAAGUCGGAAAAGCUAUUUAGGAAGUCCGGAAAAAUUAAGAAAAAAAAACAAUUUUGGAAGGAAAUUACAUAAGCUACACUCUGUGAAAUUUCCAAGAUGUGGUUUUUCUCCGUUAUGACCAAUUUUGUGGAAAUUGUCCAAAUGUGCUAUAUAAGCUGUUGGGGACAACUGGAAUGCGGAUAGCCCCUACCUAUUCCGCCGCCGCUGGACUCGCGGGCGACUGAACAUCUGUCACCCUUUGAUGUCGACACAGCGCAUACAUGUGUAAUUGUUAUGAAUGAAUGUUGUCCGAAUGUAAUGUAAAUAAAGUUAGUUUGUUAUUGUUCGUUUUAUCGUAACAACGCGAUUUUAAUUCGUCGUCCGAAUUAUAUGUUUUAAUUUGUUUCUCGCGCUAAUGACCGCAGUACGCGAGUUCGGCCACCACGUACGGGCGCGGGAUACAAAAGUGGCGACUUCGGGAGUGGCUAAUAUUGUGAAAAAUAGCUAAUUAAUUAGCCACCGUGACACCCACGGCGAAGCGGCGAAGGAUGAGUGAGGGUAGUGCUGGUCAAAUCCCGUCGCAAAAUGGGAACCAGCAGCCUCCGACUAACGUGCAGCAGCAGUUUCGACCGCCGCCGGUAGUGAAUGUGCCCCCUCCCAGUGUGAGUUUUCCUCCGCCCGGACAGAUGGACCCGUACUUACUGUGGUUCCAGCAGCAGCAGCAAAGUUAUGUUGCUGAACUUUUCCGGCAGCAGCAGGAGGUGAUGCAGCAGCAGCAGCAAUCGUUCAUGGCCCAGCAGGAACAGUUGAUACGGAGCAUCCUGACGUCGAUCCAGGUGCAGGUUCCGUCGAAUCCGGAGGCGAUAUUGGACUCGCUCGCCAGCAAUAUAAAGGAGUUCAGAUACGAUCCGGAAAACAACGUUACGUUCGCUGUUUGGUACAGUCGGUAUGAGGACCUGUUCGAGAAGGAUGCCAGCCGGCUGGAUGGUGAAGCAAAAGUGAGAUUGCUGAUGCGGAAGCUGGGAAUGUCGGAACAUGAAAGGUACGUCAGUUUCAUUCUACCGAAAGCGCCGAAGGAGUUCGACUUUCCGACGACGGUGAAGAAAUUGAGUGCUUUGUUCGGUGCUGCUGAGUCCGUCAUCAGUCGGAGGUAUCGUUGCCUGCAGAUUUCGAAGCAGCCGCAGGAGGACUACGUUUCGUACGCGUGCCGCAUCAAUAAAUCAUGUGUGGAGUUCGAGUUGUCCAAGCUUUCGGAGGAGCAGUUCAAGUGCCUCGUGUUUGUGUGUGGACUGAAGUCGGACAAGGAUGCGGAAGUGCGGCUGCGGCUUUUGUCGAAGAUCGAGGAGCGGAACGAUGUGACGUUGGAGCAGCUGUCCGAAGAGUGUCAACGAUUGUUGAAUUUGCGACACGAUACGGCGAUGAUCGAGGAGCACUCGACCGCCGUGAAUGCCCUGAGGACGAAUCAGCAGCGGUUCAAGAGUGGAUCACCGUCGAAAUUCCACCAGUCCGGUGGGGAGAAAAGUGGUUCCGGAUCAAGUAGCGGCAAGGCAAUUCCGGAAAUAGCGUGCUGGCUCUGCGGAGGAAUGCACUACGCCAGAGAAUGCAGCUACAAGAGCAGCAAGUGCAACGAUUGCGGCAAGGUUGGCCAUAAAACUGGCUAUUGUAGGAGUGCAGCGAAGGUCAAGCCCCGGCGAUGGAAGCAAAAUGUCGCAUCGACGAAAGUAGUGACCGUCAACUCGUGCAGUGUGCAGCAGCGUCGGAAGUACGUGCCGGUCGGGAUCAACGGAUCGCCAGUGCGUCUGCAAAUCGACACCGGUUCCGACAUCACCAUCAUUUCUUCGGAAUCGUGGAGGAAGAUUGGCAGCCCUUCAAUGACCGUGUCGACGGUCGUAGCCAAGUCAGCGAGCGGUAGGCAACUGCAGAUUGAAGGUGAGUUUGCAUGCGAUCUUUCCAUUGAUGGACGAGUGAUGCGUGGCACGGUACGUGUUACGAAGGAGGAGCUCCACCUACUGGGUUCCGACAUGAUCGAUGUUUUUGGAUUGUGGUCGGUUCCGUUGGACUCCAUUUGUAACCGUGUCAGCAGUACUCCAGCCAGUGUGAGCAAGCUACAGGCCGAGUUCCCGCGAGUGUUCGCUGGUAGUCUCGGGCUCUGCAAGAAAGCGAAGGUGCAGUUCCAGCUGAAGACCGGAGUGACCCCUGUGUUUCGGCCGAAGCGUCCGGUUGCGUACGCGAUGUACCAGGCAGUCGACAACGAGCUGGACCGAUUGGAACGUGCGAAGAUCAUCACACCGGUAGAUUUUUCGGAGUGGGCAGCUCCGAUUGUGGUGGUUCGUAAGGCGAAUGGGAAGAUCAGGAUCUGCGGAGACUAUUCGACGGGACUGAAUGAAGCGCUGCAACCUCAUCAGUAUCCGUUACCUCUGCCGCAGGAUAUCUUCGCCAAUCUUGCAAACUGCACGGUCUUCAGUCAGAUUGACCUGACGGAUGCGUUUCUGCAAGUGGAGGUGGACGAAGGCUCUCGUAACCUCCUGACGAUCAACACGCAUCGUGGUCUGUACCGCUACAAUCGUCUUCCGCCGGGAGUGAAAGCUGCGCCCGGAGCAUUUCAACAGCUGAUCGACACGAUGUUGGUCGGGUUGAAAGGAGUGAGCGGCUACCUGGACGACAUUGUUGUUGGCGGCGUCGACGAAGAAGAUCACAACAGAAAUCUUCGUGCGGUGCUGCAGCGGAUCCAGGAGUUCGGGUUCACCAUCCGAGCGGAAAAGUGUAGCUUCGGGAAGAGCCAAAUCCGCUAUCUGGGGCAUCUGUGCGAUCGGCACGGAAUACGGCCUGACCCGGCAAAAAUCGAAGCGAUCCAGAUGCUGCCUGCGCCGAAGGACGUCAGCGGAGUUCGUUCUUUUCUGGGCGCAAUAAACUACUACGGAAAGUUCGUGCCCAACAUGCGAACGCUUCGGUUCCCGCUCGACGAGCUGCUGAAGGAAAAAGGAGAGUUCCGUUGGACCACCGAGUGUCAGCGUUCCUUCGAACGGUUCAAGGAGAUCCUUGGUUCCGACCUUCUGUUGACCCACUACGAUCCGCGACGAGAGAUCAUCGUUUCGGCGGAUGCUUCAUCGAUCGGCGUCGGCGCGACUAUCAGUCAUAGGUUCCCCGACGGUUCAGUGAAGGUGGUUCAGCACGCGGCACGAGCGCUUACGAAGGCAGAGAUGGGCUACAGCCAGCCGGAUCGCGAAGGACUGGCAGUGGUGUUCGCUGUAACGAAAUUCCACAAGAUGAUUUUCGGCAGGAAGUUUCGUUUGCAGACCGACCACGCACCUUUGGUUCGGAUUUUCGGCUCACGGAAAGGAAUUCCGGUGUACACGGCGAACCGUCUUCAGCGCUGGGCGCUGACGUUGCUGUUGUACGACUUCACCAUCGAGUACGUGCAAACGGAGAAGUUCGGGAACGCCGAUGUCCUGUCGAGGCUGAUCAACAACCACGCCAAGCCUGACGAGGAUUACGUGAUUGCGAGCGUGAUUUUGGAGGAGGAUUUGCGGUUUGUAGCGGACGAAGCAGUAAGCUGUCUUCCGCUCAGUUUCAAGUCGGUGGAACAGGAGACGCAAUCCGACGAACAGCUGCGCAAAGUGUACCGGUAUCUUCGAGAAGGCUGGCCGGAAGAGGCGAAGAUCGUGGAUCCGGAAAUACGCCGGCUCCAUGGCAGACGAGAUUCGCUGUGCACCGUUGGGAAGUGCAUCAUGUUCGGAGAACGCUUGGUGAUUCCCGAGAAGCAUCGGCAGCGGUGUCUGCGGCAGCUGCACCGGGGACACCCCGGAAUCCUACGAAUGAAGGCGUUGGCGAGAAGUUAUGUGUAUUGGCCGUCUAUUGAUGAGGAGAUUGCCCAGUACGUGAAGGCGUGUAAACACUGCGCUUCCGUAGCAAGGAGUCCACCGAAAGAAGCACCCGUUCCGUGGCCACGUCCAACUGGCCCAUGGAAGCGAGUUCAUGUGGACUACGCCGGUCCCAUCGACGGAGUACACUACUUGCUGGCAGUCGACGCGCAUUCGAAGUGGCCGGAAGUGGUGCCAACACAACGGAUCACUUCCACAGCCACGAUCAGCAUCUUGAGAAGCAUCUUUGCCCGGCUGGGAAUGCCUGAAACGCUCGUCAGCGACAACGGGACGCAGUUCACGAGCAGCGAGUUCCAGCAGUUCUGCAGCGACAGUGGCAUCGAUCACGUCACCACGGCACCGUUUCACCCACAAUCGAACGGUCAGGCUGAAAGGUUCGUGGACACGUUCAAGAGGGCGUUGAAGAAGAUCCAGGAGGGGAAGGUCGGCGUUGGAGAAGCGUUGGAUGUUUUCCUGUUGACCUACCGCACAACACCGAAUCGACAGGUUCGCGAAGGUAAAUCACCGUCCGAAGCAAUGUUCGGCCGGCGCAUCAGGACAAGUCUGGACCUGCUUCGCCCUCCACCAGAGCGCCCACCGAGUGACGAAAAGGAAGGAAACCGAAGGAGCUUCUCUGCACACGAUGCCGUUUAUACGAAGGUGUACAGCAACAACAAGUGGCGCUGGGCACCUGGAACGGUGUGUGAGAAAAUAGGCAAGGUGAUGUACACCGUCUGGGUUGAGGAUCAGCGGAUGGUUCGAGCGCAUGUUAACCAGAUGCGCAGUCGUGGCGGCACUACACCAGGUAGCAGCAGGCCGCAGUCAGCACUGCCUCUAGACGUUCUGCUGGAUGCGUGGAGCAUUCCGAGAACUGCGCCGCCAGUCCCAACACCAUCCUUGUUCCCGACGUGCACCGCGGACUCGUCAAGAGAGUUCCCACCGUUGCAACCUGUGCCGUCUGCGUCCUCGUCGGUGUCUACGUCCAUGUCCUCGUCAUCAUCGUCAUCUAUGUCUGCUACGUCAGCAUCCCCGGAGUUCGCAUCGGCAGAUAGCGAACCAGUUACUCCGGUACAGCUUCCACGAAGGUCUUCCAGAGCUCGAAGGCCUCCGCAGUGGUUCGACCCGUACCAUCUCUAUUGAGAAGGGGGGAUGUUGGGGACAACUGGAAUGCGGAUAGCCCCUACCUAUUCCGCCGCCGCUGGACUCGCGGGCGACUGAACAUCUGUCACCCUUUGAUGUCGACACAGCGCAUACAUGUGUAAUUGUUAUGAAUGAAUGUUGUCCGAAUGUAAUGUAAAUAAAGUUAGUUUGUUAUUGUUCGUUUUAUCGUAACAACGCGAUUUUAAUUCGUCGUCCGAAUUAUAUGUUUUAAUUUGUUUCUCGCGCUAAUGACCGCAGUACGCGAGUUCGGCCACCACGUACGGGCGCGGGAUACAAAAUAAGCCGAUAAUUUAACCCUAUUAGGCCCAUAUAGCCGAGGCGGUAAACGCACGGGUAUUCAGCAUGACCAUGCUGAGGGUGACGGGUUCGAUUCCCGGUCGGUCCAGGAUCUUUUCGUAAAGGAAAUUUCCUUGACUUCCUUGGGCAUAGAGUAUCUUCGUGCCUGCCACACGAUAUACACAUGCAAAAUGGUCAUUGGCAGAGGAAGCUCUCAGUUAAUAACUGUGGAAGUGCUCAUAGAACACUAAGCUGAGAAGCAGGCUUUGUCCCAGUGAGGACGUUACGCCAAGAAGAGGAGAGGAGGAGGUUGUUGGGGUCAACAUGACCCAGACAGGCUCGCUGAACGCGCACGUCGUAGAGCGCCUAGCUUGACAUCCUAGGAGGGUAUAAAAAUCAUAACUUGAGAAUGAAGCAUCGAAGACACAAUGUUUUUUUAUGAAAUCGUAAGCAAAUUCUGUCCAUAGGGCCCAUAUAGCCGAGGUGGUAAACGCACGGGUAUUCAGCAUGACCAUGCUGAGGGUGACGGGUUCGAUUCCCGGUCGGUCCAGGAUCUUUUCGUAAAGGAAAUUUCCUUGACUUCCUUGAGCAUAGAGUAUCUUCGUGCCUGCCACACGAUAUACACAUGCAAAAUGGUCAUUGGCAGAGGAAGCUCUCAGUUAAAAAGUGUGGAAGUGCUCAUGGAACACUAAGCUGAGAAGCAGGCUUUGUCCGUCCUCACUGGGAUGGACCAGACGCCAAGAAGAGGAGAGGAAGCAAAUUUUCUCAGCAAUCAAAUACAAAAUGAAAAAAAAAUCCAAGAAUAAUUGGAUUCCACUGUUGAGGAAUAACGGCAAGAAAAGCCUGGAAAACAAUCAACAAAACCUGCUCUGCCAUGAUUCUUCUUUGACGUGUGUGAUGCUUGGAAGAAUCCUUGGAGGACUAAUUGUAAGAAUUUAUUUUGGAAUCCUUGAGUAAACGCCUGAAAAAACUGCUUGAGGGAUUUCUGAAGAAAUCCCUGGAAAAAUGUUGGGCAACUUAUUGAAGAAAUUCUUAGAGAAAUUCCUACAAAAACGCAAAAGGAGAUUCCAGAUUAAAUUCCUGAAGAAAGCCUAGGGUAAAUCCUAAAACAAUUAUUGAAGGAAACCCUUGAGAGAGUCCCGGGGGAAUUUCUGAAGAAGUCUCUUGAUGAUUUUUUGGAAUAAUCCCAGAAGAGUUUUCUAAAGCAACACCCUCAAAAUAUCCCUGACAAAACUCUUAGAACAAUCUCUGAAGGAGUUCCUGAAAAAAACAAUGGAUAAUUUAUUGAAGAAUUUCUUGGAGACAAAAAAUAAUAUCAAGAUACAUUCCUGAAAAAAUCUCAGGACGAAUUUCUGAAGGAAUUUAUUUGCAGGGUGUUCAUGAAAGAAUUCAUGGAUGGAUUCCUGCACAAAUCCGUGGAUGAACUCCUAGAAGAUUUCUUGAAGAUAAUAGUAAAAGACUUCCUUGUUGACUUCUUGGAAAACUUUCUGGCUCGUGUAUGCUUUUCUCUAAAAUUAUCUUAAAGAAUUGUUAUACAAAUUGCUGGAGGAAUUCUGAUCGAAAUCUUUAAGUAAUGCUGGACAAAUUCUUGAGUGCAUGCCUGGAAACGAUGAUGAAAGGAUUUCUGAAAUUUCUGAAGGAGCUUCUGAAUAUAUUUUUGAAGAGACCCCGAGAUGAAUUUCUGAAGAAAUCGUCAGAGGAAUACCUGAAUCAAUCCCUUAGAAAUUCCUGAAUAAAUCCCAGGAGCAAUUCCUCCUGGACGAAUUACUGAAGGAAUUGUUGGAUGUAUUCCUGCAGGAAUGCCUGGAGGAAGGUAUGGAAAAAUUCCAGAAGAUUUUCUGAGUUUCCUCCAGAGUUUCUGAGUUUUCUCCAGAGAUUUCUCCAGGGAUGCCUCCUGAGUUUCCUCUGGAGUUCCCUCCAGGCAUUCAUGCAAGAGUUCCUGGAAUCCCUAGCAGAGUUUUGGAAGGAAU